AUGUCAAGAUUGUUCCCUGAUAAUUUCUUUGAAUCCACAAGGAAAUCAUCAAACGUGCAAUUAGAGGCUCUAAGAAAUGCAUCUUCAUCGUCACAUUCUUCCAAAUCGAUCAUUUCUUCACACCACAUUCCGAUUCCAAAACAAACAGAAGCUUCCAUAAUUCCAUUCAAUAUUCAUGGUCAAGGAUGUGUGAUUCUUGAUACGGGAACAGAAAGUAUCAAGACAGGUGUAGCAGGUAGUGAUUUACCACAAUUUAUUGUUCCAACAAUUAUUGCAAAACAUGCAAAAUAUUCACAACAUAAUUUAUAUGGAUAUGAUGCUUUCAAAUCACAAAAUGAAAUUUCACACAAUCAUCACAGCAGUAGUACUAGUACUACUGGAAAUCAUCAUAGACCAUAUUCACAACAAUCAUCACGUCAUGAUUUUUCACUAUGUACGCCAAUGGGCUAUCAAAUUCAAGCUCCCACAACAGGCUCUUCCAAUUACACAUAUUUAAAUCCAGUCGAGAAGGGAGUGGUCAUUUCACUCGAAGAAAUGGAAAAUAUGUAUUCAUAUAUUUUCAAAAAUUUACUCAGAAUUAAGAGUCAAGAAAAUGGAGUUUUAUUGAAUGAGAAUAUUUCCUUGUAUCAUUUAUUGGAAUCGAGCCGAGAAGUUGAGAAAUAUCGAGAGAGAAUGACUGAAUUGUUUUUUGAAAAAUUUCAAAUUCCAUUUCUAUAUGUGGGAAUACCUCAAGUCAUGAGUUUAUAUUCCGUUGGAAAAACAAGUGGAUUUUGUGUGGAUUUUGGUCACGCAACGACAAGUGGAUUGGCCGUUGUGGAUGGUGUUGCAAAGUUUGUGCAUGAGGAAUCUCAACAUCCAACACACUUUUAUUUACCAUUUGGAGGUGGAGAAGUUACAGAGCAUUUCAUCAAACUCUUACAAGAAAAUUCACAAAAUCAAGGAAUCAAAAUUAGUACAAGUGCUGAGCGAGCUUGUAUUGACGAUUUAAAGAAACUUCAAUGUUAUAUUGCUACAGAUUAUCCAAAAGAGAUUACAAAAUUUGACAAGAACGAAAUAGACACCAACACUACCUUUCAGUUACCCGAUGGGAAAAUUCUCAACGUUGGUCGAGAGAAGUUUGUUUCAUGUGAAAUUUAUUUUCAACCUACAAUGGUCGCUUUGGCGAAUUUGAAUCAUUCACCUGUUAAACGAGGACGUUCUGCUUCGAUUAAGAGACUUGCCCUUAAUGCAACAUCAUCAUCCAACAACUCUUUAUUAAGCAAUUUGAAAGGCGUUCAUGAGUUGAUACACGACUCCAUUUCACAAUUCCAAUCAGACACAAAUAUUCAAGAACAAUUAAUUGGAAAUAUUGUACUGAGUGGAAGUUCAAGUUUAUUCAAUGGAAUGGAAGGAAGAAUGUUGAGAGAUUUGAAACGACAACUCGCUCUUCACAAGAAAAUUCAAUUAUCUCAAACCAAAGUCAAAGUUUCAUCAUGCUCCCAUUUAUUCCUGCACGAAGAUUCUAACACGAGAGCAAGCAAACUAUUGACUUCAACGAGAGAUUAUCAACGAGGAGAAUAUAGCUCGUUUAUUGGGGCCUCCAUUUUGGCCUCGUUCCAAGACUUUCUUCAUUUUGAUGCGGCAGCAGAGAGUAGUGCUUCUUUUGCUUCGAGUUUUGCCAUGACAAAACAAAUCUAUCAGGGAGAAGGAGCGUCAACUAUUCACAAAUUCUACAAUGUUUGUUAA
Molecule: messenger RNA, 1725 nt
Organism: Naegleria lovaniensis
Lineage: Eukaryota; Heterolobosea; Eutetramitea; Acrasida; Naegleriidae
Exons: 2
Coding region: 1-1725 (574 amino acids)
Source: RefSeq, a predicted model, not a curated record